GGUCCAAAGAAUCCUGGAAUCAAAGGUAUAAUGGAAGCACAAGGGAACGAUGGAAUCCCCACGCAGGCAGGAGAGCUCGACAGGGUGAGGGAAUCCGUGGGCCGCUGCUACGACGAGGGAGUAUGCCCAGACGAUGCAUGUCUGGGAGAAGUAGUAGAAGACAGAGAAGGGAAACAUUUCGUAGUUAACAAAAUGGUGGACGAGGUGAAAGAGCAGUGGCUGAGAGAAAGGUCGGUAAUGGUAACUUUCCAAGGGGAAGCUAGAAACUUGCAACGCUCAGUUAAGGAGGACUUAAUUCGGGCAUAUGAAGACGGGUGGAAUGCAAAGAAACUCUUCCACCCCGGGCUUCGCAGGGGCAAAGUCAAAUUUGAAGGUGCGAACGUGGCCUCUUAUGUGGCAAAGGCGAAGGAGAUUGCGGACUGGCUCGUGCAACAGAAGGAACUAAGCAUCAAAUUGGCGGAUAAGGUGUAUGUAGUCUCCUUCAAGCCGAGGUUAUCCAGACAAGAAUUACAAGAGGCUCGAAUUUUGGAGGCAGAGUCGAAGUUCUGGAUACUGGCCCUUAGAGUUCCGCUCGAAAGACAGGACAAAAUUAAUGAAUGUAAAGUCUUUGACGAGGAAGGAGCCAACAGGGGCAAGCGACGUGAGACUUGGCAUGGAGAAAGCGAGGGGGGACAAGACAUGCGCGACGAACAUGAGGAGGGUGAGGAGAGAAGGGAAAGCCCGCUUGAAGGACGAAGCGGCCACGACAGUUGUGAGGGGUAUGGGACGGGGACAGAGAUUUCUUUUACCUACGAUCUGAAGAACCUUGCAGGUGGGUAUAGCCCCAUACAGACAGAAGACGAGGAGGACGAGGAGGAGGAUGUACGAGAAGUCAUAGAAAUCAGCAGCGGGGAUGAGAGGGAUGAGAUAUCGAGGCCUAGGGAAGAAGGGUGGACUCCGAUGCACCAGCCGGGCGACGGGGUUUUCGGAUGGGAGGACGAGUUUGGGCCAACACCCAGUCAUUGGUUUCAGCAAUGGACCAAUGUGAUCGAAUGGAUUAUCAAGACCCGGGAACUUGCAAAGGCGGGGGUGGAAGCUACGUCGUUGGACUUCUUCAGUGAAACUGAAUUACAGGAAAUUGCAAGAAAGAAGAGAGAAAUCGAGACCUACGGCUUGGGGGUUAGGAAGUUUGCCGAGCAACAGGGAGGACAAGGAACUGGGCAAGACGAGGCGCAAGGCAGCAAUAAGAAUUAAAUGUUGAUUUAGCAUUGAAAAGGGUCGUUGUUUUUUCUUUUUUCGUUUGCAGGAGACAUGAGAAUGACGAG
Molecule: messenger RNA, 1304 nt
Organism: Chara braunii
Lineage: Eukaryota; Viridiplantae; Streptophyta; Charophyceae; Charales; Characeae
Source: the annotation of a GenBank genome assembly